AUAUUCCUUAUGUAUUAAAUUGCGUUAGGAACGUUUAGCAUAUGACACCGGUGUCAUUCAUACAGGGAAAAAUUAUCAAUGACACCGUCUGUCCCGUAUGUUUAUAAUUAGUUCAAUUAAUCUAAAAAUGGAUUUUGUUAUUAUCUCAUGUUAACGUGUAAACGUUAAUAUUUGAGACUAACAUAGUAACCUACAUGUUUCAGAGUCGAUGCCCAAUCACCUUUAUUUUAAAACAUUUCCUUUCAUUACAAACUACGUUACGUUGUGAAGUGAUUGUUCUCUAUUUUGCAAAGGAAAAAGAUUUUAAUGACCAACAAACGGAAUGAAUCUACUUUCUGAAGUUUUCUUGAUUUUCAGUUGGCCUUCGGUUGGGAAGGACGUAUUAUUUAGAUUAGCAUCAUUGUAAACUUAAUUACUCUCCACACUAAACAAACGUAAUUUAUCAAGACUACACACACGCACACAUUUUCUUUCUCUGGCUUUGGUUAGUAUGUUUUUGCUUUAUAGUUGUUCCUAUCAUUCAUUCUGUUACAACAUGUAGUUGUAGAAAUGUCGAUUUUGUCCGAAUGUCUGCUAACAGUUAUUUACGAACUCUCUUCAUUUGUUGUAACCUACAUGAUAACAUCCAUUUACCACAUCCACAUUUCUUAACGUAGAAAUAGAAGUCGUUUUGUUAACAAUGUGUGGUGCCACAUGGAGAAAACUCGGUAUGUAACAGGCAUUCUAGUUGUCAGAUGGCACUGAUGUAGAAUUCUUUACCUCAAGUACAUCAUCAAUAUGUAUUAUAUAUUAUAAAUAAUGGGAAAUAUCAUGUUAACAUAAAUCUAUGAUGAAUUAUUAUAGCGAAAUAUCCCAUUUGCACUUGGAUUAAAUAAUACUGUCUUUCUUACCUGGACUAUUGCCAUAUUUUUGCAUUUGAAUUAAGAUUGGACAUAUUUACAAGGGAGUUUCCAGCAUCUAAAGAUAUCAGCAAAUGUCAUUGUUGAUGGAAAUAUAAUGUUUUGUAGUAAUAUAGAAUUAUUUUAUGAGGAAUAAACUAUCAAAAUGCAGACAAGAAAAAUAUCCAUAUAUUGUGGUGAGAAGAGAAAAUUAGUGGGAAAAUGAAUUAUGUAAGAAAAUUAGGAGAUUCAUGUUUUCCUGAAGAGAUGGCAGAAGAGAUAAGAAAAUAAUUAUUCCAUUGUGCAAUAAAUCUUUUCACAUAACAAUGACUUAACUAUACAAAAACAUAUUCACACAGAAGGGAAACCAUUUCACUGUCAUAUCUGGGGUAAAUUAUUCUCUGCAAAUGAUAAGUUAACUACUCACAAAAAUGUUCAUACUGGAGAGAAACCACAUUGCUGUAAUGUCUGUGGUGAAUCACUCUCUAAAAGGGAAAACUUAACUAUAUAUAAGCAUAGUCAUACAAGAGAGAAGACAUAUCACAGUGAUAUAUAUCUGUGGUAAAGUCUUAUGUUGUGGUAAAACCCUAAUUAUUGACAAACAUUCAUAGAAGUAAGAAGGCAGAUCAUUGUGAUUUGUGUGGUAAAUCAUAUUCUGAAAUGAGUGACUUAAUUAAACACAAACAUAUUCAGACUAGAGAGAUGCCAUAUCAGUGUGUUGUCUGUGGUAAAUCAUUCUCUCAAACAAGUAGCUUAACUACACAUAUACGUAUUCACACAGGAGAGAAACCAUUUCAUUGUGAUAUCUGUGGUAAACUAUUCUCUAGAAACAGUGACUUAACUAAACACAAGCGUAUUCAUACAGGAGAGAAACCUUAUCAUUGUGAUAUCUGUGACAAAUCAUUCUCUCGGAAUGAAAACUUAACUAUACACAAACGCAUUCAUACAGGAGAGGAACCACAUCAGUGUGAUGUCUGUGGUAAAUCAUUCUAUAUAAGUAGCCACUUAAUUGUUCACAAACGUAUUCAUACAGGAGAGAAGCCAUAUCACUGUGAUAUUUGUGCUAAAUCUUUUUCACGUAAAUCUGAAGUAACUAAACACAAACGUAUUCAUACAGGAGAAAAACCAUAUCAGUGUGAUAUCUGCGGUAAAUCUUUCUCUGUAAAUUAUAGGUUAACUACUCACAAAUAUGUUCAUACGGGAGAGAAAUCACAUUGCUGUGAUAUCUGUGGUGAAUCUUUCUUACAUAUUGAAAACUUAACUACACAUAAGCGUACUCACACUGGAGAGAAACCAUUUCACUGUGAUAUCUGUGGUAAGGCCUUCUCCCAAAAGAGUAAUGUAACUAGGCAUAAACGUGUUCAUACAGGAGAGAAGCCAUAUCAGUGUGAUGUUUGUGGUAAAUCUUUCUCUGAAACUAGUCUUAUAAUUAGACACAAACGCAUUCAUACAGGAGAGAAGCCACAUCAGUGUGAUAUAUGUUCUAAAUCAUUCUCUCGAAAAAUUUACUUAGUCAAACAUAUAGCUAUUCAUACUGAUGUGUAGCUUUAUCGCAAUCAAAAUUCAUUUUUUAACAACCAUUUUACCUGAUAAAUCCUUGUGGAUAGUAAUUGUUCUCAUAGUUAACUUGUUAUAGCAGUGUCUUUAACCUUUUAGUAUUCAGAUUCUUCUGUCUAAUUAAAUGCUUAUUUAUUCACAGUUUUGAAUUACACAUUCUCUUUUUAUGUCAAGAUUUCUAUGAUGUGCUUUUUUAUCUUUAGGACGACACUGUAACAUAGGUGUGAGAGGCUGAAUAUGGCAAAUUUGAACGUAAAACAGGUAGAAUAUUUGAGCUGGAUAUGGCCAGUUUAAAUUCUAAAGGCUUAAUUAAGUUUGUGUCCUUAUGGAUAUGUACCCUAAUUAAAACCAGAAUAUGAGCAUUUUCUCAACCUUUAUUCCACGAAAAGAUAUCUUAAAUAACCAUAAAUAUAUUGACCCAGUUACAGGCUAUUUUAGAAAUAACAGCCUCCCAACAUUAUAUAAUAUAUAAAACCACAACUAUAUCUGGAAAUGUGACAUGGUUUAACUGUGAUAUUGUUAAUAAAAACAUUCACAUGUAUAUUCAAUCUAACGUCUGUCAUGUUAGUCUGAUGACAUUUUAUGUCAACUACACAUAACAUAGCCAAAACUGGAAUAAGUUUCUUUUUCAGGACUGAUGAAUUAUUAAUCCUUUACAAGACACACAUGAAUUCUCAUGUGAGAGUUAUUGCUCACAUAUCUAGUACAGAGUAGCUAUAUCACACUCAUGUACUUUAGAUUUUGUGUAAAAGCACCAUCUGAAUUGUUAACAAUCAUUCACUCACCAACAAGCUGCAACUAUUUCCUACAAUCUUUUCUCUUCUUCUGACUCAGCAAGUUGUGUACAAUUCCUGCUUCGAACGCUUACAUCUUUAUUUCUAUACCAAAAAGGCAAAAAUGGAACUUAUACAUUCCCUCCACCUGCUUGAAAUAGCAGCUGAAUCUCGAAUAGCAUUCUACCAUCUUUGAAAAAGAAAGACAUGUCUCCAGAAUAGGAUAAUGUUCUUGGUACAGUGCCAUAAAAGUAAUUAAAGAAUGGACACACCUUUGACCAUUGGUCAGUUCUAUGAGGACUAACCAGGAGCCAUACAAAAACUUCAUAGAAGAGACAGUUUCUUCUUGUAAUAAUUUGGGUGAUAACAUUUUCUGGCAAAUCAAGUCAAUUGGUUUCUAUUAUUUCUUAUUUGACAACAGGAAAUGAUUCCUUAUUUCAACAGUCAGUACUUUUCUUGGAGUAGAGUCUGUUGUAUUGUAUCUCAUGUAGGAUCUUUGGGGUUUAACAGGCAACAUUUGUUUUCUUAACGAAACACUUUAAAACUUGGGACACUGGUAGAAUGUGUCAUAUAAAACAACUUCUUCUCUUAACCUUCUUAACAAAAUUUUGUACAUCGCAAGUUAUUUCAUGUUAAUGUUGUCAUAUUUCUGUAAUUUCAACCAAUCACUGACGUCUAUUCAGCUGAAUACAGUUAGUGCUGUUUUCUAAACAGUAGCUUUUGACUGGUAAGAAAAAAUGUUAUUCCCCUGACAUAUUUCAUCCGGUUUUUUGGUUUGUUUUCUUUUGAAGCAGACAAAAUUACAGAAAAAUGGUAAUUUAUAUGCAAAUAUUGUUGGUAAUCUUCAAGUUUAGGGGGAUAAAAAAAUAAAUAAAAAUAUUCAAGGGAAAUAACUGAACGACUUACCAGUAUUAUCCGUUUUCUUCUAGCUGUUUAUAAAUAAAUCACACCCUAACCCUAACGUCAAUCAAAUCACGUGUGUGAUUUAUUUAUAAACAGAGAUGUACGGAGAAUACUGGUAAGACGUUCAGUUACUUCCCUUGAAUAUUUUUAUUUAUUUUAUUUAUCCCCCUAAACUUGAAGAUUACCAUAUUGUUUAUAUAAUAAAUUACGCUGUGCGUAUCUGUUAUUAAUGCACCUCCACCAAGUGCUUCAUUUCCUAGAAAUAGCAGCCAAAUCUUCAAAUCAAACUCUAGUUAGGGUUAGGGUUAAGCAAGAACAAAUCAAAUGAAAAAAUAAGCUGAGCAACACACGUGUUUACGAACAGUCUAGUUAAUCGGAAAUGUCAGAACUAACGGGGAUUAAUACCAUAUACACCGUUACAGCAGUUACUGAAUAGACGUCAGUGAUUGGUUGAAAUUAUCAAAAUAAGACAAUUUUUAACGUGAAAUAACUUCAAAUACAAAAAUUUUUUAUCUGUUCUAUACCAUAAAAUAUACAAGUAUACGAAGUUUGAAAGUGUUUCGGUACCAAAAACACUACCAAAAAAAUGUUGCCCGUCAAACCCCACAGAUCCCUCAUGUAAACCAACAAUAAAUGUUUCCAAAUGUA
Octopus bimaculoides (California two-spot octopus) is the source of this 4759-nucleotide messenger RNA. RefSeq lists its product as uncharacterized. Lineage: Eukaryota; Metazoa; Mollusca; Cephalopoda; Octopoda; Octopodidae. Gene Ontology annotation, molecular function: DNA-binding transcription factor activity, RNA polymerase II-specific; RNA polymerase II transcription regulatory region sequence-specific DNA binding. The record is from RefSeq and is a predicted model, not a curated record. Gene Ontology annotation, cellular component: nucleus. Gene Ontology annotation, biological process: regulation of transcription by RNA polymerase II; embryo development.